Acanthosepion pharaonis is the source of this 1377-nucleotide messenger RNA. Lineage: Eukaryota; Metazoa; Mollusca; Cephalopoda; Sepiida; Sepiidae. The record is from the annotation of a GenBank genome assembly.
AUGUCGAUAUGCAUCAUUCGCUGCAAGGAUCGGAGAAAUGCCACUCAUAGAGACGGAGUGAAUGUUCCUUGUAAAUGUAUCACAGAACAUGGGAAUUUUACUUGUUCUUCUCAGCAGUCCACCUAUUGGUCGGAUGGUUCUGGAUGUGCAAAAGGUGACUCGGAAUUAUCCAGAGUCCAUACCAGAGGAUCAAGAAGAGGACCAUAUCCUGUUGAAAAGUUUGGAAGUGGACAGAAAUAUGCUGAUGGGGCAUAUCAGGAAAUUGGAGGUUUAUCUCGUGGUAAGGACAGUGAACACAAACAGUUCAUGAGUCCUGAUUGUCACAGUGAACGAGAGGAUGGACCCAGUGGUGGAGACACUGGUCAAAAUAAGCAAGAGGAUUUCUUUACAUCCCAACAAUACAAACCCUCUUCAUCAAACACAGAUCCAAACAUACUCAAGAACAUGCAAAAGAAACCUAGAAAACAAACAUACUUCUACCCUGGAGAUACAAACAAUAUUUCUAGGCCUUUAUAUAAGCCCAAUAUUGGCCACAUCCCUGAUUGUAGUCAGUGGAUUGAUAUGAAACCAACCACAGAGGACAGUGGUGUUUCAGGAUCAAAUUCACAGUCAUCCUGCUUCCUAAAUGAAAGCAGGAAUUCGUCUGAACCCCUACAGUUCUCAUCGGUACCACAGACUCCAGAGGAUUUAACCAUACAGAUCUGCUCCGCCAUGUCAAUUUGCAUUAUUCGGUGCAAGGAUCGGAGAAAUGCUUCCCGCAGAGACGGAGUAAAUGCUCCUUGCAAAUGUAUCACUGAACAUGGACAUUACACUUGUUCUUCGCAACAAUCUACCUAUUGGCCUGAUGGCUCCGGAACCUCCAAGACUGAUUCUGAUUUAUCAAGAACACAUACAAGAGGCUCAAGGAGAGAUGGAUUUAGUGGAAAGAAAGCAAUGGAUGGUGGUGUGUAUCAGGAAAUUGCUGGCAAAUCUCGUGGUAAAGAUACUGAGCGCAAACAAUUCAUGACCCCUGACUGUCACAGUAAGAGGGAUGAUGGCUGGAGCAGGGGUGGAUCUGGACACAGUCGAGAGGAACCAAAUCCGUUCACUUCCCAACAUUUUAAAUCACCCCCAUCACUGACUGACCAGAAUACACCCAAGAAACCCAUAUCACAAAUAAACUUCUAUCCUGGAGACACAAACCCUUCUUCCAGGUCUUUACAUAAACCCAACAUUGGUCAUGUCCCUGAUUGUAGUCAGUGGAUUGACCUGAAACCAGCUACAGAAGACAGUGGUGUCACUGGCCCACAUUUACAAUCAACCUGCUAUCUCCCUGAAAGCAGGGGCUCUGCUUCUGAGCCAACACAAUUCACCUCGGUACCACAGGUACUUUAUUAA